Hibiscus syriacus is the source of this 1490-nucleotide messenger RNA. RefSeq names its product F-box protein At5g07610-like. The coding region runs from base 1 to 1479 and encodes 492 amino acids. The transcript has 2 exons. Gene Ontology annotation, molecular function: protein binding. Lineage: Eukaryota; Viridiplantae; Streptophyta; Magnoliopsida; Malvales; Malvaceae. The record is from RefSeq and is a predicted model, not a curated record.
AUGACUGAUCGAUGGCCCAUAGAUGACGAAUCAGCGUUUUAUACCCCGCAAUCCCACACAAUUCCGACAGCCGAUCGACAGUCGAUCAAUCACUAUUUCAUGGGGGGUUUGGUCAUCGAGGGGAGGGGAGGUCAGGUCCCAUGGAGGCAUCACGCCGGACAAAACCUGAAGUCCAUUUUUAAUGGCUUUCUUAUCCUGCUGAAACACGGGUCAAUAUCAAAUCAUCUUCUCCUCUAUAAAUCCGUUUUUUGGACUUAUGCAAAUAGCAACAACAACUUCAAGGAGAUUAAGAUUACCAUGGUGUUCGACUCAGUCUCAGCAGCUGACAAGAUUGCUCAUAAUCAAGACCUUUUGACUCUAAUCCUCCUCGGGUUACCCACCAAAUCUCUCAUCAAGUUCAAGUGCGUUUCAAGGCAGUGGCGGUUCAUCAUUUCCGACCCCGACUUCUGUUUAUCCCACACCCGCCGUCACCACCGCCAUGGGUUCCUCUCCCCCACCGCUCUCCUCCUCAAAGGUGAACGUUUCACCCCUCCCUCUGAGUUCUCCAUUGUCCCUUUGAAGCAUUACAGUAAAGUCCCUUUCUUUCAUUACAUCAACGACUCCGAUGUCAAGAUUCUCCAAUCUUGCAACGGAUUGCUUAUCUGUGAAUCGUAUAGAAGGAGUUUCUUGAUCUGCAAUCCAACGACCAAAUCAUUCAGGAAGAUUUACUGUCCUAGUAACUCGUGUUAUAAUUUCCUUUCCAGAUUUUGUGUUAGUUUAGCUUUUGACCCUCUAAGAUCACCUAAUUACAAGAUCAUCUGUGUGUGGGAAAGUUACAGGGAACCCUGUAAGCUCAAUCUGGAUUUAUAUUCAUCAAAGACCGGAUCUUGGGAUUUAUCCGUAAUCAGUUUCGAGGUAGACGAAGAAGAGCCCAUAGAGUUAAACCAUGGGGUUUUCUGUAAUGGAAGGAUUCAUUGGUGCGGAUACGGAAGCGAAUCAUUGUUUUUCGAUGUGGAGAAUGAAUGUUUAGAAACAAUGCCGAUGGCGUUGCCGGUUCAGAUGGACGCGCUGGAGGAAUGUCGAUAUUUCGGGGAGUCUAGAGGAGUCCUGUAUCUCACGGUGACUUAUUGUAUGCCGGUUUGUUUAGAGAUGGAUAUCUUCGAGAUGGCAAGAGAUUAUUCUCAGUGGAUUUGGAAGAAACGUGUGGAUCUGGGGGAUGCGGUGAGAGUUUUCCCGGAGUUGGAAUUAGGAUGCGUGGAGUACGGUCCUGGAUUCUCCGGCGUUUGUGUGAUUGGAUCCGAGGAAGAAGAUGAGCCGAUGGUGGUGGUUUGGGCCGAUGGGAAAAUAGUUUGCUUUGAUUUAAGGCAAGGGGCGUGGAAAAUGGUUUACGAUCUCGGGCCGGGUAUCAAAAUUGGGUCGCUGUAUCUUGGAGAAGAUGAUCAUCUACACCACGAACGAUUCCAUGCUUAUCAAUACUUCGAGAACCUCUCUUGUUUAUGACUUUUUGGUUA